AUGAAAACCGUUGGCCCCAUCAAGAACUGGUGGUACGCCAUCAACGAAAUACCAGAUAUGAUUUACUCCAGCCUUUUCCUGCUGCUCUGCUGCACAAUCCUGCUGCUGGGAACGGCGGUGUCAGGUGCACAGAAUGGUAGUUUUAACAGCACUAGUCCUCACCACAACCGAACUCAUCGAGGACAUGGCCAUGGCCAUCGAACGCGUCAUCAGGGAAAUUACCUAGCCACGCAGCAGAGGCAGCAGCGCAGAUUACAGUCGUUGAGCCAAGCCAAAUCGGAUGUGGAACUACUGCCCGGGGUGACCAUGCAGGAGGUCACUAGAUUACGACGGGUUCAACCACUCAAUCCCUAUAAUAAAGUGCAGACACGACACCUCCACCAAUCACGAUCGCUCUCCGAAUGGGAUUAUAAUACAUAUAAUAUCCUGACCAACACGUUUGGUCCGCCUCCGCCGCCGAUGCCUUCGUCACCACGCGCCGGAAAGGGCGAGGAUAACACCCAGGAUGUGGAGUUCAUCGGGGUGCGGGAGCGGGGCAGGGGCUACUCCUUUGUGCCCUCAGUUAGCACCAGUGCCCCACCGCCGAAUCUGAACAGGAGAUCCGCCAGUCCUGGUUUUGGCAGCAGCCUGGGCACCAUCCCACCACUUGUUCCGUCCAGAAGGGGCUAUAGCUACACCACCACAACAUCUCCUCCCCUAACCACCAUCACCACCGAAAAUCCCUUCGAGACGAACACCAUUGGUCGGGGCUAUCCCAAUGAUCCCAAGGAAAUGGAAAGGCGGCACAUUUGCAUGCAACAGCGAACGGUGACGAUGCCCGUGAAACGAACGGAGGUCUACUCCCGUCCCACCUGGAAGCACGUGGCCAUGCCCUGCCAGCCGCCCACCUACAAUGGCCAGAUGUGCACCCGGGUGCAAGUGGUCCACGAGCAGGCCUACAGGGACGUCAUCGACCACAAGACCGCCCAGCAGAUGAGCUACGACUGCUGCACGGGCUGGAGCCGGGAAAACCCAAGGGCGGAUGCGUGCAUGAAACCUGUUUGCUCCACCCGAUGCCAGAACGGCGGAAAUUGUACGGCUCCAAGCACCUGUAGUUGUCCUUCGGGCUACACAGGACGUCACUGUGAGCAGGACGUGAACGAGUGUCAGACGGAAAAGCCCUGCGAUCAGCAGUGCGUCAAUACACAGGGCUCCUACUUCUGUCGCUGCCGCCAAGGAUUCGUCCUGCAGGCGGAUCAGCAGAGCUGCAAGAAGGUGUCCACGAAUGCGGACGACGCCUUCGAGGCGCGGGAUCUGGAGAACGACAUUGACGACACGGAUGCGGAGGUGGUGACGCGGCUGCAGAAGAUCGAAAAGUCACUGGCCAACGAGCGGGUGCACACCAACGAGCUGCAAAAGUCGCUCCAGGCCACCUACAGUGUGGUAGACACACUUAAAAGUCGACUGAGCACGCUGGAAAAGCAGGCUCAGGACGUCAGUCGACUUCAGACGAAUCUCUACAGGACGGAGUCGCGGACCAACAAGCUUGAGGGGAUGCUAAACCUGCUGAUGAAGUGCCGGAACGGCCCCAAUGCCAACUGCCCCUAAAACCAGAACUGCAUUUCCCUAUACGCUAUUAUUAAAUGUUAGUUAACCUAAUUGACCACUCUGUUCACGUGUAGCGGCUCCUGCUUGUAAGCCAUUCCCGAAUGCGAGUCGAGUGCCUCUGUAGUCUCUAGGAUCAGCCCUCGGAUCAGGAUCAGGCUGUUAGUACUUAAGCGAACGUGUCAUAAAUGUAUCGAGAUCUGAAGAUCUGAAGUUUUAGCCGUAAGCGCACCACCGCACUAUGCACCACCCUAUUAUAUGUGGGUGGUGCACCGAUAAGUUUCUGCAUGUAUCUGUAUAUAAUUUUAAUGUAUAUGAGAAAUCACUGCACAAAUAAAUGCAUUUUCUGAUUUGAA
Messenger RNA from Drosophila elegans, 1940 nucleotides. RefSeq names its product protein HEG homolog 1 (gene slow). Gene Ontology annotation, biological process: anatomical structure development. Gene Ontology annotation, molecular function: signaling receptor binding; calcium ion binding. Bases 1 to 1587 code for a protein of 528 amino acids. Gene Ontology annotation, cellular component: extracellular region; cell surface. The transcript has 5 exons. Lineage: Eukaryota; Metazoa; Arthropoda; Insecta; Diptera; Drosophilidae. The record is from RefSeq and is a predicted model, not a curated record.